Purpureocillium lilacinum is the source of this 1269-nucleotide messenger RNA. Its product is annotated as S-methyl-5-thioribose-1-phosphate isomerase. Lineage: Eukaryota; Fungi; Ascomycota; Sordariomycetes; Hypocreales; Ophiocordycipitaceae. The record is from RefSeq and is a predicted model, not a curated record. Gene Ontology annotation, molecular function: S-methyl-5-thioribose-1-phosphate isomerase activity.
AUGUCCCUACAGGCCGUGCGCUACUCGCGCGGCAAGCUCGAAGUCCUGGACCAGCUGCGGCUGCCGCACGAGUUCCACUACGACGCCGUCGCCACCCGCGCCGACGCCUUCGACAGCAUCGCCAGCAUGCGUGUCCGGGGCGCCCCGGCCAUCGCCAUCGUCGCCAGCCUCGGCCUCGCCGUCGAGCUGCACAACGCCGGUGGCGUCCCCGGAGCUUCCUCGGCCGCCGACGCCGUCGCCCACAUCGACGGAGCCCUCGAUUACCUCAAGACGAGCCGCCCGACCGCCGUCGACCUGACCAACGCCAUCGACCGCCUCAAGACCUGCACGCGCGCUGCCGCCGCUGACGGCUCGGGCUCCACGGAAGAUGUCGUGCGCGCCUUCAUCAACGAGGCCGAGGCCAUCUUUGAGCGCGACCUGCAGACGAACCUGGCCAUUGGCGAGCACGGCGCCGAGUGGCUGCGCGCGCAGGCUGGCGCCGCCGAUGCCUCCGACAAGACCGUCUCUGUCCUGACGCACUGCAAUACGGGCUCGCUGGCCACGUCGGGCCACGGCACCGCCCUCGGCAUCAUCCGCACCCUGCGCGACAAGAAGCUGCUCCGCCACGCCUUUUGCACCGAGACCCGCCCCUACAACCAGGGCAGCCGCCUCACGGCCUUUGAGCUCGUCUUCGAGGGCAUUCCCGCGACGCUCAUCACCGACUCCAUGGCCGCCGCGCUCUUCCGCACCCGCCGCGCCGAGACAAACCUCGCUGCCGUCAUCGUCGGCGCCGAUCGCGUCGUGCGCAACGGCGACACCGCCAACAAGAUUGGCACCUACCAGCUCGCCGUCCUGGCGCGCCACCACGGCCUGCGCUUCGUCGUCGCCGCGCCCACCACGAGCGUCGACCUCGAGACGGAGACGGGCGACGGCAUCAAGAUUGAGGAGCGCAAGCCGUCGGAGCUGACGCAGGUCACCGGCGCCGUGAUCCGCGAUGACGGCACGGUGGACGAGACGCGCAAGGUGCGUGUCGCGACGGCGGAUCAGCGCGUCGGCGUGUGGAACCCGGCCUUUGACGUGACGCCGGCCGAGUACAUUGACGCCGUGGUGACGGAAAAGGGCGUCGUCGAGAGGGGUGCCGACGGCGUCUUUGACUUUUCGAAGAUUAUGCCGGAGCGGUGGGCCGCCGUCGUGGGCAAGGAGGACGAGCAAAGGGCGAACCAGGCGCGCCUGGGAGCCAAGUUUGGGACGGCCGUGCGGGCGGACACGGGGGCUCCCGGCGCUUUAUGA